Messenger RNA from Lotus japonicus, 3400 nucleotides. Its product is annotated as kinesin-like protein KIN-7E. The coding region runs from base 285 to 2903 and encodes 872 amino acids. NCBI's taxonomy places the organism in Eukaryota, Viridiplantae, Streptophyta, Magnoliopsida, Fabales, Fabaceae. The record is from RefSeq and is a predicted model, not a curated record. Gene Ontology annotation, biological process: microtubule-based movement. Gene Ontology annotation, molecular function: microtubule binding; microtubule motor activity; ATP binding. The transcript has 15 exons.
CUCUUCAGAUUAACGUGCUCGCCGGAGAGUGAGAGAGAGAGAGAGAGAGAGAGAGAGGUGUAGAGAGAGAAACAGAGCUUGCUACCUACGUCUCUGUCUCUUUCUCACAUUCACAAUGCGUUGGUAGCUUGGUUCUUCUGUUUCAGAUCGUGUUGUCGUUUCAGAUUCUCACUGUUUCAUUCUUCUUUACCAAGAAUGGAGAAUGUCACUAAUAAUUAGGGUACAUGGGCUUGUUCUGAAUUCUGGGUAGCUUCUUGGAAGGAGUAUUGGGUUAAGAUUAAGAAAUGGGGGCUAUUGCUGGAGAGGAGCUGGUGAAGUGGGAGAAGAUGCAAGCAUUGAGUAGUUGUGAAGAGAAGAUUCUUGUGUUACUGAGGUUGAGGCCUUUGAAUGAGAAGGAAAUUGCUGCUAAUGAGCCAGCAGAUUGGGAAUCCAUUAAUGACACCACCAUCUUGUACCGGAACACGCUGCGUGAGGGUUCCACAUUCCCAAGUGCCUACACAUUUGACAGAGUUUUUCCAGGCGACUCUGCCACAAGGCAAGUAUAUGAGGAAGGAGUCAAAGACAUUGCUCUUUCAGUUGUUGGUGGCAUUAACUCGAGUAUUUUUGCAUACGGGCAAACAAGUAGUGGAAAGACAUACACAAUGGUUGGAAUAACUGAAAAUGCUGUGGCAGAUAUUUUUGACUACAUCAAGAGGCAUGAACAACGAGCAUUUGCAGUGAAGAUCUCAGCAAUUGAAAUUUACAAUGAAGUUGUUAGAGACCUCCUCAGCACUGACAACACUCCACUUAGGCUGCGUGAUGAUCCUGAGAGAGGACCAAUUUUAGAGAAACUUACUGAGGAGACUCUACGGGACUGGGGGCAUUUGAAAGAGCUCCUAUCUUUCUGUGAAGCUCAGAGACAGGUAGGAGAGACAUACCUGAAUGAAAAGAGUUCUAGAUCUCAUCAAAUUAUCAGAUUGACGAUAGAAAGUUCUGCUAGGGAAUUCCUGGGCAAAGGAAACUCAACCACCCUAUCAGCUAGUGUGAAUUUUGUUGAUUUAGCGGGGAGCGAGCGUGCAUCUCAGGCAUCAUCAGCUGGGAUGAGAUUGAAAGAAGGUUGCCAUAUAAACCGGAGCUUACUUACUCUUUCAACAGUCAUUCGUAAACUUAGUAAGGGAAGAAAUGGACAUGUCAAUUACAGAGAUUCCAAGUUGACACGCAUACUGCAGCCUUGCUUGGGUGGCAAUGCUAGAACAGCCAUCAUUUGCACUUUGAGCCCUGCGCGAAGCCAUGUUGAGCAAACCAGAAACACACUUCUUUUCGCUUGUUGUGCAAAAGAAGUGACCACGAAAGCGCAGGUUAAUAUAGUGAUGUCCGAUAAGGCUUUGGUCAAGCACUUGCAAAAAGAGGUUGCCAGAUUGGAGAGUGAGUUGAAAACUCCUGUUCCCACUACCUCCAAUAGUGACUAUGCAGCAAUGUUGAGAAAGAGGGAUCUCAAGAUAGAAAAGAUGGAGAAGGAAAUUAGGGAGCUAACUGAGCAACGUGAUCUUGCUCAAUCAAGGAUUGAGGAUUUGCUACGCAUGGUCGGAAAGGAGCAGAUAUCUAGAGAUGAAGGGGAAGAUGCCUGGGAAGAUGACAGUUCCGUAUCAGAGUCAUCAAGCAUUUAUAGUUCUCGUCAAGGUCCUGAUAGACGCAUCAGAGAGUUCAACAAUCCUCACUAUAAUCAUGGAGACAGUGACCCUGAUGAAUACUGCAAAGAAGUUCGAUGUGUUGAGUUAGAAGAGUCAAGUAAAGACAACUCAGAAGUUCUUGAUCCAUCUCUAAGUGACAAUGGAGAGGAAAAUAGAACCAGCCAGGAAAUAUCUUCACAUUUGAAUGAAGGAAACUCAACAUAUGGUGUUCUGGAGCGGAGACUGCAAGAUGUACAAUCAACCAUUGAUUCUCUUGUAGGUCCUUACCCUGAUGAAAAUUCCCCACAAGCCAUGUCAAGUUAUAGGAAUGUCAAAUUAACUAGAAGCCGGAGCUGUACUGAGUAUCACUUGACUGGUUCUCCUAUGAUAGAAGGAGAAACUCAGAGGACUCCAGCCUAUGGAUUUGAUAAAGGAUUCCCUGGAAGGCCAGACGGUUUGUGGCGAAAGUUCCCUCCAUUAAACUAUGAUGGUUCGGCAGAAUUCUCGAGGAAUGGUUCUCAGUCUUCUGUGAGAACAUCAGCUGAUGAGGAUAUUACUAGCAUCCAGACGUUUGUUGCUGGGAUGAAAGAAAUGAUCCAACAUGAAUAUGAGAAGCAGCAGGACCAGGAGACAGAAAAGAAACCAUUUCAGAGGAAUGUGAAAGAUACAGGUGUAGAUCCAAUGUUGGAGGCACCUGGAACUCCUUUAGACUGGUCUCUACAAUUCAAGAGGCAACAGAAAGAGAUAAUUGAUCUGUGGCAGUCUUGCUGUGUGCCAUUGACCCACAGGACCUACUUCUUUCUUUUGUUCAGGGGUGAUCCAAAAGACUCCAUUUACAUGGAGGUAGAGAUUAGAAGAUUAUCUUUCCUGAAAGAAACAUUUUUCGAUGGAAACCAGUCUGAUAGCAACAGUCAGAUAAUCACACUAGCUUCAAGUGUGAAAGCUCUUCGACGAGAGAGAGAAAUGUUUGUGAAGCUUAUGCAGAAGAGGCUUUCGGAGGAAGAGAGAAAGAGGCUCUUCAAGGAGUGGGACAUUCCAUUGAAUUCAAAGCGCAGGAGGAUGCAGCUAGCGAACCGUUUAUGGAGCAACACUGACAUGAACCACAUAAUGCAGAGUGCCACCGUAGUUGCAAAGUUGGUCAGGUUUUCGGAGCAGGGCAAGGCACUGAAAGAGAUGUUUGGGCUUAGCUUCACACCACAACUCACGCGGAGGAGAUCCUAUUCAUGGAAGAAUGGCAGAGCAUCUCUCCCAUAGUCUUUUAUUUUUUUGGUGGCCUUCACACGUGUACAGAGUUAGAGAAAUUUUAUCAGUUUCUGAUUGCUCUUUGUUCACUUGUUCAGCAUUCUUUCUUCCACAGAAGCGAGUACUGAUUAAUAGCAUGUUUGGAUUGGUUGUGACACAGAAUCCACGGUAACUCCAGAAGCCACUAAUUAUAGCUUCUCCUCAAAAGUGAUUAUGAGGAUUCCCAUACAAAACAUACUAAAGGCUAUCUAUCGUGCGCGGUUGACUCUUUUCUUUUAUGGUUUUGGUUUACCAUUUAACUGAUUGUCUGUUUGUCUUGUCUUUUGUUUCGUGGUGCAAAGGUUUGUUCUGUUGCUUGCUUCAUUGUAAUCAUUCUCCCUCACUCUGCACAAAUUCCUGUAAACCUCUUAUAUCACACCAAGAAUCAAAAUGUGUCAUGUGGCAGAGUGCAUCAGUACAGCUUACUUUUGGAUUUGUGUCAUGGAUCGGUUAGAGCUUUUUAGUUUAUA